GUUAGACUGGAAAUGACGUGAUUUGGAAUUUAACGCUUACAAUACAAGACUUUUAAAAGUUACUUAAAUUAAAUAAGAAAUAAGAAAAAAGAAAAGAAAUUUUGAAAGAAAGAAGAAAAUACAAAUAUAAGUAAAAAAAUUAAAACGCAAUAAUGAUGUUAUAGCAACAAAAACGAAGUGAAAUAAAUAAGAAACAAAAGUUAAUCCAUAGCAGUUUGUUAUAAAUUAAUUAUAGGUUUCUUAAUGAAACGUUGAAAAAAAGCAAUAAAAUCAAGAAAUACCAAAAAUACCUAAACGACAGAGAAAAAAGUGAAGAAACAAAGUGAAGUUAUUUGAAAAAAUAUUUAAUUAUUCAUCUGAAAGAAAUUUCAAAAAAACCCUAAAAAGUGAAAAUCAAUAAUAUUUCAAAAAUAAAACUCAUUUGCAUGAGUAGUUUUUACUAAAAAGAAUCUGUUUCAUUGACAUUGAUUGGAUUAUAUUUAUUUGAACAAAACAAAGUCACAGCAGAACUUUGAAAUCAUAGACCACACCAAGGAACAGUUAUUUAAUCAUAAUAAAAAAUCAGUCACCAUGAAAAUGGGCCGCUCACUGCGCUGCCUAUUUUGGGCCACACUAUAUUGUGUUCUAUAUCUUGUAAGUGCCACCGAUGAAGACUUAAUGGAUUUUGAUUUUACUGAUCUCAAAGAAAUUGAUUGGAAUUAUGAAAAUGAUAAUAGCAAAGAAUUGUUGCCUAAGGGAACCACAAAGGAAAACUUAAUCACUUUCGAUGAUGAUGAUGAUUUAUUGGAGGAAAAUCAAGUUCAUCCAUUUGAUUGGCGAGAAAAGGUUUUGAGAACAGCUUUGUCUAAGGCUUUAUCGAAUAAAGCAGUUCGACAAAAGUUUGUAGAGGUCAUGCCCAUAUUGAGAGUACUAUCGAAACAGCAGAGAUUGGCUUUAUCGGCUUUGAUAACGGCUCAAAUCAAUGCCAAAAAGGGUAAUGAACUAAAAUUGGAUCAGGUGCGCAUGAUGUUUGGUGAUGACAAAUCCCUAAUUUUGCCCAUAGUCUAUGAUAUAGCCAAUUUAGUACGCAAUUCGGCCAAGAAAUAUAUACAAUUCGAUUAUAAUUUGGCAGACUUUGGGGAUUUUUCUAAAACUAAAAUUUCCUAUGAAAGAAGAAAUCUAGAAUUAACUCCCGAAGAAAUGGCAGCAGAAGAAAAUAAUGAGGGUAUUGGCACCUUACCGGCCACAGCACAAAUGACUCAGGUCAUGGGCUUAGAUGGUUUGGAAGAUUUUAUGUCUGAAGAAGUUUUAGAUCCUAAAGAAAUUAACGAGGAAUUGGAACAAUUGAAAAGUUCAAACAAUGAUACCAAAUCUGAUUUAGAUAAUGUAAAUUUUGAUGAGGAAUUAGAAGAGGAGGAUGAUGAUAUCACAGAUCCUUUAGAUAUAAAUCAUCAAUUACAAAAGGAUGUGCCCACUUUGACUUUGUUGAAACUUAAUAAAACUCAAGAAAUGGAAAUGUUAACAGAUGUCAAUAGUACAACAGAGAAACCUAAAGAAGAAACCACCACAACUAGUACAACCCCUAAAAUUCCUUUAAGGCGUAUACGCAGAUCUUUAAGGAAAUCCAAAGAAUUUGUGCACAAACUGGUGAGGUCAGUGCCUUUAGCGGUAAAUGAGGAAGACUUGCAAAGAGGCUUAGCUGGUCGCACUUUAAGGCUAAAUACUACGGCCUUUGCUUCACCCAAAGAAACUUCAGCACGCCCUAAGACCCCAGCAGCCGCCUCCUCUACAUCUACCACAACUACCACCCAUGCUCCCAUAAUUGUUACACCCGAAACAGUGCAAGAGGAGACCUACGAACCCUAUCAGUUAGUAGAGGAUAUGGCUUUUGCCAGUUUAAAUGGCAGUGAAAUAUUUCUCGACGAUAGCGAAAGCCAAGAUAACGAUUUAAUAAGUGAGGGCAAAUCCGACGAUCCGGACGAAGAAAUUUUACCUACUCCCGAAGAGUUAAUAGCUGGACCACGUUAUCGUAUAGCGGGUAAUAAAUUGAUGCGUUCGAAAAUUUCAUCCGCCAAACGUAAACGUAUUCAGGUGCGUGCCAGACCAAAACAGGGAGCAGUAGGUAAUGGUGUACCAGCUCCUAAGAAAUGUGAACGUUUCACCGCUUCAAUGUGUAUAAAAACUGAUGAUUAUCCCAUAGACCAAAUUAUGGGCAGCAUAAGAAGACAUAGAAAUGCCAUGACCGCUUUAUUAGCAGAAUACAAUGAUAAGCCUUUAAAUUCGAUUGAUACAACUGAGGAUUUUGAUGAUUAUAUCUAUGGCAAAAAGAGACGUGAAGAUGAUAUACAAGGUGGAUUGUGUCAAAGUAUUGUACGCUAUGCUAGACCCCAGAAGGCCCGUUCAGCUUCAGGAGAAUGGAAAUAUAUAGUUAAUACUGGACAACAUACACAAACUUUGCGUUUAGAGAAAUGCAUGAAUCCUCAAGAAAGUUGCAGUUAUUUAUCGGGCUCUUAUCGUUCUCACUGUGCCCAGGUUUAUAACUAUCAUCGUCUAUUGAGUUGGGAUAAGACUAGAGGUCUGCAUGUGGAUAUCUUCAAAGUACCCACUUGCUGCUCUUGCCAAAUUGAUGGCUAUAAACAACAAUUCCCUGCCUUAACCUCUCAGGUGGAUCAAGAAGAAUUUACUCCGAUUUAUAAAGGAGAAUUGUAUCAGCAACAUCAACAAUACCCAUCACAUGAUUACAGUGAUGAUGAGGAGGAUGAAGAGGAAGAUUUAAAUUUCGCCUUACAACAUCAGCAUCAUAAGCAUGAUGCCAGUUUUGAUGCCAAUGAAUUAAGCAGUAAUAGGGUGAAAAGCCGCCUUCCUAGUCCCACUGUAGGAUCCUACUUAAGUCCUCCGGGUAAUGAGAAAUAUGAACAACAUUAUUUGUAUAAAAGCUCUAGGGAUACAGUCCCAAAUAGUCCCUCACAGCAACACUCCUCCUCCUCGUCUGUAAGUUCUUCAGCCUCUAAUAAACAUUAUUCCAGAGAGGUACAACAGCAACAACGUAGAAGACCCCAUAAAAGCUAUAGUGACAGUAGAUCGGAUCAGGACUUUUCGCCCAGUGAACAGCAUGCCGAAAGAGAGGUAAACGAUUUUGGUACAGCUAAAGGCAUAGAUGAGAGUACUCAUCAAAAACGUAAAAUAAUUUAUUCUGUAAUCCAAACAGCUAGCACCGGCAGUAGCGGCAUUAGCGACAGCAGCUCUACGGCCAUCCCAACCAGCACCGGAACCAUUCGUGCCUUCACAACGCCAUCCACUACAGUCUACCACAGUCAUACACGACAUAGACGACCCACCAUCGUUGAUACCAAUGCCCACCAAAAGCCACAAAUUACAGCAACAACUAUCAUACCAACAUCAACAACAACAACAGCAGCAGCUACAACAACAAUCGCAAGCACAAUACCAUCAUCUGCAAUUAGGGCAGCAUCUCUACCGACCCACUAUUACACCCGCUCACGACAUGUCCUCAAAAACCAAUCCCGCUUACUUAUACCAUACACGAUCACAUCAACCAACAAGGGAGGUGGCGUUGUCGAAAAGGACCAUGCAGCGGCCACGACAGAGUUCGGCGAAGAUGUCAAGACCACAACAACAACCGCAACCUCUUCAUCGUCAUCAUCAGCGCAGCCACCGGAUGUUUAUGCUGUAAAUCCGGAAAUUUUUAAAAAUCAUUAUAAAACCAAAUUUAAUUUAAACUACACUACCACACCAACGCUCACCACCUCAGCCACCUCCUCUGCCACACAUCCUCAACCACCGAAACGUAUAAAUUACAGUUAUCAUCCCAUAAUAGAUUUUUUUGAAUUCAAUCGUCUAGUAACAUCGUCAGCAAAAACCACCUCUCCCUCUACACCUCAAACUUCUGCGGUAAACACAGAAAACUCCUCCUCAUCCCCCACUAAAUAUUUGUCCUCCACUCAUAUGUAUCCCCAUAAAAUCUCCAAAUCUGUACCGGGCCAAAACUAUCACAGUCACCAACAUUCCUCUAAACAACAACAUAAUCAACAGCAACACAAACAAUAUCUAAAAUAUCGGACACAUCAAACUCAACGUAGAAUUGGUUACGGUGCUGCUGCUGCUGUUGCAGCUGCUACUGUUGGUGAUGGUAAUACUCCUGAGAUUAAUAGUGUUAGAAGUAGUGGUGUUGCCUUUAAUACUUCCCCACAAAAUACUAACUCUAAACUGCCUACUGUUGCAGUAUCCACCACCUUAGUUACCCCCACUGCUGGUGUAGAUGAUUAUGAGUCAUCAGUGCCAACGGAUGUUUGGCAUCCAGUGAUUUUGCAAGAUUUUUAAAAAGUCAUAAUCAUUAUCACUCAUACUCAUGCCUUAUUAUUUAAAUUCUUACUAAUAAUUGAUUUUAAUUUAAAUUAUUAUUUAUUAACUUAUUUAUU
Molecule: messenger RNA, 4418 nt
Organism: Lucilia sericata (common green bottle fly)
Lineage: Eukaryota; Metazoa; Arthropoda; Insecta; Diptera; Calliphoridae
Gene: NT1
Product: neurotrophin 1
Exons: 6
Coding region: 571-4320 (1249 amino acids)
Biological process (GO): regulation of Toll signaling pathway; central nervous system formation; innate immune response
Cellular component (GO): extracellular region
Molecular function (GO): growth factor activity; Toll binding
Source: RefSeq, a predicted model, not a curated record